AUCCCGGCUUUCAUUCCUGUUACUGGCGAUGGGGAUUAAAUAAACAAGUCUGCUUGGUGAUUUGAAUCCACUCCGGGCCUUCAUUAGGAACUAAUCUUCCCCUGAAAAGAUUUUUUUUCCUCCCCACUGCUUCACACUGCAUUCACAUGCUGCAGGGCUUCAUCAGCAUGACAACAUGGUGGAGAUUAGCCUAAUAGCAUUAGCGCGUUCCACUGGAUCGUUCGUGUUGGCCAUCAUUAACACUGAAUUGAUUAGCUGCUUUUAAUUGCACAGGAGUGUUGCUUAUGAUAAGCCGUAUUUAACGCUCCUACUGCUUUAUUUUGUAAAUUCUCCCCCCAGUUUUUGUUUACUUCCCAUUGGCUAAAUGGGACUCUUGGAAGUUGGUAUUUAUUGAGCGACUUUUUGUGGAUGAAGGACUUUGACUUGGAUCUGUGGUGCAUGUUUGUGCUGUCUGACAAGAAGAGACAAUCAUUAAAUUAGGUAGACUGCUACAUUAGCUUUGCUAGCCUGUCACUUUGAAUCGAAAUGUAGAACUUAUUGUACAUGUCAACAAUGAGUAUCUUGUUUACAUCUAUUGGUCAUUUUGUGACAAUGCAAAUACACUGACAAUACUCUGACAGCUCAUGUGUGUUAUGGAAAAUUUUACUCACUGUAAGUGGUGUGAAAAGUAUGUAAUUACUGCUUGUCUAUCUAUGCUAGUGAUGUUUCUUGACAGGCAUGACAAUCGAAUGCGCUUCCACUCGAAGACAGAAGAUCCCUUGAACCUGUGUAGCCACCCGUUGCCAUUCGAACAAUACAGAAUAAGAAUUUGUGAAUAAAUUGAGCCAAAUUUAUUUCUUCAGUAUUUAGACUUUUUGCAAAACUUGUCGGUGAUGUUCUGUGAGAUUUUUCAAAAUGAAAAUCAAUUAUGUGCAGUAGCUCAAAAAAAUUGCGAAAUACUGUUUGUUCUGCUACACAAAAUAGCGAGAAAGCGACCUCACCAACACAACUACUGUACUUUUCAUAUUGCGUAAAAAGGGAACAAAAGCGGAUCAGCGGGCCCCCCGUGGAGUCACAACAUGAAUUUGUUGAACUAAGCCCACUAAGAAUAGGAAAAUGUUGUCUUUUCAAUCACACACGCACACACUCACCAGAUUAGCCAGAACCUCAGGAAAUCUCAUUCACAUGGAAACCAACACGUCUUCAUUCUCAUUGGUAGCCAAUGUCAUUGAAUCCUUCCCUUUCCAUUUAAACGUGAGGCAUGUCAUCAGGGCUUCCUCACACAUUCCUCAUCCUCACGACGCCGGGAGUUUGUUAUUUGGAGAACAUUGUGUACUUUUUUUUUUUUAAUUUACAAUGAAGUCAGAAUAGCAUUGGGGUGGGUAAUAGCCUGACUAGUCUUACUAAGAAUCAACUGUAUUGUCAUGGCCUCAGCUGUGGUUCCUGUCACAGAAAACCUGUCGGUCUUUUCCAUUGAGCGUAUUUUGGGUUUGGAAGGCAAACAAGCUGGAAGAUGCAUGAAACUCCACCGACCUUGGGACCAGACAGCAGAGGUGGAGUCAGAUGAGAACAAUGCUUGCCAUCAACAACAUGAUCACCAUCCUUCCCGCUUCAGCUUUCAGAAUCCGACGUUCAGCUGGUACGUCGGACGCCGACCUCGAACUGCCUUCACCAACAGCCAAGUGAAUGUUCUGGAAGCGUUGUUUCAGGUCAACUGUUAUCCAGGCAUCCAACUGAGGGAACAUUUGGCCGGGAGCUUGGAACUGGAUGAGGACCGCAUACAGAUUUGGUUUCAGAACCGACGGGCCAAACUAAGACGAGCCCUCAGGGAAAGCCGACUGAGAAUGUUUCAGUCCACCGUGGCUCAUCUUGGGAUGAAAGUCGCUGGUCAGCUCGGGGGAGAUGACCUGCACGCCGAGAUUGAGGAAUAACAUUUUUCCAUCCAUCCAUCCACCCAUCCAUCCAUCCAUCCACAUACAAACCACCAUAUAGCUCCCAAUUAGUAAUACAGUAAUACAUAAGUUUAGCCUUUUCUAACUGUUGUGUGAUCAGCAUGAUUAAAAUGUUUACAUCUGA
Messenger RNA from Hippocampus comes (tiger tail seahorse), 2055 nucleotides. It is a transcript of the gene hesx1, whose product is annotated as HESX homeobox 1. Lineage: Eukaryota; Metazoa; Chordata; Actinopteri; Syngnathiformes; Syngnathidae. The transcript is spliced from 4 exons. The coding region runs from base 1404 to 1910 and encodes 168 amino acids. Gene Ontology annotation, molecular function: RNA polymerase II cis-regulatory region sequence-specific DNA binding; DNA-binding transcription repressor activity, RNA polymerase II-specific. Gene Ontology annotation, biological process: forebrain development; pituitary gland development; regulation of transcription by RNA polymerase II. Gene Ontology annotation, cellular component: nucleus. The record is from RefSeq and is a predicted model, not a curated record.